This is a messenger RNA of Ylistrum balloti, 3478 nucleotides long. RefSeq names its product hillarin-like. The coding region runs from base 313 to 2883 and encodes 856 amino acids. The record is from RefSeq and is a predicted model, not a curated record. NCBI's taxonomy places the organism in Eukaryota, Metazoa, Mollusca, Bivalvia, Pectinida, Pectinidae. The transcript has 8 exons.
AUAAAGAACGUGUCCGACGCUUUAUGGUGUGUCAUUAUCUACAUGGAGUAAUGUCUUAGAGUGUUUGUUUAUCACAGGACUAGUAACUGACCCCUGUAUUUAUAUGUGUGUGUGUGUGCAGUAUGUGAUCAGUGUCGUGUGUGAUUCAUAGUUAAUUAAUAAUACUAGACUUCUUGAUGUUAACAGACAUGUAACGAUGUCCACAUACCCGUAAUGUUGGAACUGUACGGAUUACACACCUAAUAUGACAGGUACCGUACCAUUAGCUUUAAGACAACACUACCCGUAAACAGUCAGGUAAGAAAAAUAGAAAUGGAUGACAGGUGCUCGAGUGACGGGGACGACUCGGAUUGUGAGGAUAUAAGGUCUCUCCCUAGGGAUCCCUGCUACCGGUGUGAAAAACGUGUGUAUCCGGUGGAGAAGGUGGAUGUAGGGGUGUUGUUCCACAGGAGGUGUUUUCGGUGUCGAGUGUGUGGAUUACAGCUGACCCUAAAGACGUUCCACUGGGACCAGGAAAACACCCCUGAUGUGUACUGUAAUGUCCAUCUUACGAGAAUGGUGGGUUCCAUUGACAAGGAUUCAAUCGGGAUUCAGUCAGCCCUUAACGCCCCUAAACGGGGCAUUAACGCAAAUGAACAGAUCCGAGGGAGCCUAUACAACCCCGGUUGGCAAUAUGACUCCAAGGCCAUCGAGUUUAACCAUCGCCGAGAUAUGUUCGGGAAGAUGGAGAAGAAAAAGACGUCACUUGGAACAUACAAGGAUUUUGAAUCGUUAGGAGUGUUUGACGCCCAGUCUGUACUAGAACUACAACAAAAAGAGGAGGAAGACAGACUGUAUGAGCGAUUUCACGAGGACAGGACCAAAAUGGUCCAGCGGCUGGAGGCUGAACUCAAGGUUGAGAAGGAAAAAUCAGUACAGGAACUAGUGGCAGGUUUCGAGAAGAAAAUAACAUCAAAGAAAGACAUCAAAACGGGUCUGGAGAAAGAAACCGAGAGACUCGAACAACUCUACCAGCGGAAGAAGGAAGAACGCCUGCGCACUCUGAUGAACAAACUUACUACCGAGGAGAAAAAUCAGGUGACUCGCCUGAUCGAAAAACACAGUUCGGAAAUGUUAUUGAUGAUUGCCGAGAAAUUCGUAACGAUGACGGAGACCAUACCGGAUGCCGAUACUACCACAUUACAAACAGCAUCCAUUGACCUCUCAAGACCACCACCAGUUGCACCACCAGAGUUUCGAAGAUCACAAUUAUUCAAAAGUCCCGAAGAGUUUGAAGCCCUAGACAACCAAGUAUUCGAGGUGGCUCAGAAAGACUACUCUGCAUUCACUGACCUUGUUAAAGACCUCAUUCACAACUGCCAAACAGACCUAGAAAAAUCAAGGGCUAUCUUCCGCUGGAUUACAGUGAAGGAUCUGAAUAAACUGGAAGUUGACGAGACGGUGAACCCAGAAUCUCCGAUGGGUCUACUUAGGGGAAUCAAAUACGGUACUGAGAGCUACCAUGAUCUCUUUAAAAGACUUUGCAGUUAUGCUGGGCUCCAUUGUGAGGUCAUUCAGGGUUUGUCAAAAGGUGCAGGAUACAAACCAGGCAUGCGCAUGGACAGUGACAAAUUCCGCAACUCUUGGACAGCUGUAUUUAUUGAAGGAUCCUGGUGUUUUAUCAACUGCAACUGGGGAGCACGGCAUGUGAAAGGUAAUGACAAGGACGAGAAAGACGCUGUAACCGGCCUAGCUACCUUCUACUACAGAUGUGACGAGUUCUAUUUCAUCACAGAUCCGGAGGACCAUAUUCACCAACAUUUUCCAGAUGAUCCGAAGUGGCAGCUUCUGGAAUGUCCGAUUUCACUGACAGAAUUCAUUAACUUGCCUGUUGUGAAAUCCCCAUUCUUCAAUUAUGGUUUGAAAUUCGCUAAUCAUUAUGAUGGAACACAAUAUACAAGCAAUGGUAUAAUUGUACUGCAACUAAAAAUUCCGAACCUUCUUGGGUUUGGUUAUACACUAGACGCCAAAGAUUCAGACAUGGAUCCUCAAAAGUUGGAAGGGCGUGUAAUGCUCAGAAUCAUAGGCCACAAAGCUAUUUUCACGGUCGCGCCGCCGAAAACUGGAAAGUAUUUUCUGACCAUUUUCGCAAAAGAAGAUUGGCAUUCAGAGUCCUUACAAAGUGCGUGUGCGUUUAGAGUGAAGUGUCGGGAAAAACGAGAAAACAUCAGAAGUCCGUUUCCGAAAGUUCCGUUUUUCGGCCCUACACCCAGUAUGAGUCAAUACGGAAUUGUGCCACAGACACACAUAGACCCACUCGUUGUCUUCAGUUAUGAUGACGUCAUAUUUCAAUUCCAAAUACAGAAGGAAGUAAAGUUGACACACACUCUUCAAUACCACGGCCCGUUUCAGAGCGAUAUAACAGACUUUCAACGAUACGUCUUUGUCCGAUACCGGGACGAGAAAUCUAUAUCAUAUCAAGUUCGUUGUCCAAUCAUGGGCAAAUUUGUCUUCAACGUUUUCGGAGGAACUGUAACAUCACCAGAAGAGAAUACUGGCCAUAUUGAAUGUUUAUUUCGCUACCUCUUAGACUGUAAACAUCCAGCAAAGGAUAAGCGCCCUCUUCCUAGAGCAUGUCAUCGUUGGUUCCUUGGAAACAUGCUCGAACCUGUUGUCGGAGACAUUGACCCCGACAAGAGAGUGACAUUCAGAGUUCGAGCGCCACUGGCAAUGGACGUUGCUAUGCUGGUUGGUGAUGCAUGGUUCCACUUCAAGGAGAUUGCCGAUAGCAUAUGGGAAGGAAACGUGUAUACAGGGAAGGGACAAUGCAAAGCCAAACUUUAUGCCAAACUUACAAAGGAAAGGGCAAGAUUUUCCCCGCUCGUGGAGUUUAAUAUCAAAUAGACGUUUUGAAAUUGCCAAAGUUACAUAAUGAAAGAUAAUUAUUUGUAAAUAAUUAUUUUGAGAUUUCGGUUGUUUUGUGGUUGAUGAUACGAAAGCCAUUAAAAAUCAUGAUGAUGACAGUUGCCGAGAUUACAACUGUCUGGGUCACGUGGUGCGUGACAAUGGAACGAGUAGUAAUAACAUAUAUAUAUCUUCUCUGAAUGGUGUGGACUUUAUCGUGUGUAUGAUUGAGGUGUGCGCAUGCUUGGGGUCGAGCUUAAUUACAUGUAUCUAAGUGUUGAUUAUAUUUUAGAUUGAACAGAAGUGAUUCCAUCGGCUGCAGUAGUGACAACAGAGUAAUAAUGUCUGCAAUUGCGUAGUGCUAGAGAGGUUAUCUCCCCUUAUUUAUAUACUGCUGGAGAAGUUAUCUCUCUUGAUAUACGCAAACAUCAAAUUAAUAUGUUCAUAUCAAUGCAAACUUUAAGUAGCAAUCAAGUGAGGACCAUCGUCUCCUAACGAACCCUGUUGUUAUCGUUAAUUAUAUUUAUAUAUUUAUAUCGAACGAAAACAAAUUGCGAAUGAUUGGCAGCAUUUCGUACAAACUUAGUGAUGUUAC